AUGGGGAGCAGAUCUCCGCCGAGGCACUCCCAGUCCCAAUCGACAUCACCUCUGUUGCCAUUGUCGUCGGCGACGUUCUGGCGCGGCAUGGCUGCAUCGACGUGCUGCUCAACAAGUGUCAGGUGCACGGGCCUGCUCGUUCUCAAUGAGACAAGACUUUGGUGGUUCAAUCAGACCCGUCACAUUACUCCAAAUGCAGUAGUAUCUUCUCCUGAUAAGAAUGUAACAAUUGCCAAAAGGUGCACAGUUUUUCCAGUUGAAUUUGUUGUGAGGGGAUUUGUUACAGGAAGCACUGAUACAUCUUUAUGGACAGUUUAUAAUAAGGGUGUAAGGAACUAUUGUGGAAAUGCUCUUCCUGAUGGCAUGGUAAAGAAUCAGAAGCUAUCUGCAAAUAUACUGACACCAACAACUAAAGCUGCAGAUCAUGAUGUCCCUGUCACUCCAGAUGAGGUGUCUCAUGCUUUUAAUAUAUUUCCUCUUGUAAUCUUAGAGUUAUAG
Messenger RNA from Miscanthus lutarioriparius, 498 nucleotides. The record is from the annotation of a GenBank genome assembly. NCBI's taxonomy places the organism in Eukaryota, Viridiplantae, Streptophyta, Magnoliopsida, Poales, Poaceae.